AUGGAGCCCCAUCCGGCAGCGUCCACCGUGGAGACGAAGGACCCCCGUCCGAUGGCCACGAACUCCACUCCGAUGGUGCUCACGAACUCCGACCUAACGCUGAGCACGGGCUCGCCUCCGUCGUUGGCCACGAACGCCGCCGCAAUGCUGCCUAUGAUCCCAGGAACACACGGCCCCGAUGCAGUCCUGUCCAUCAUGGACGUCGAUGCUGGAGUUGUAGCCCACGUUGAGGAACCAAGCACACCACGGACUAUACCUUCUCCUAAUAUAGCAGAUAAGUGCAAAGCAAAUAAAAAGCCUGUGGUGGGAAUGACUUUUGAUACACUCAAGGCUGCGGAGAUUUUUUACAAAGACUAUGCACACGAUGCUGGUUUCUCGGUUCGUGUUGGUGCACAUAGGAAGGAGAAUGAGGUAAUAUUGUACCAGAGGUAUUUGUGCUCAAAUGAAGGAUAUAGGAAGAAGAGCGAAGAAGAAGUUAGUGAGCAGCCCGGGAAAAAAAAGAAGACAUCAAAUGUGAUGGACACCCGAUGUGGUUGUGAGGCUCAUAUUGUUGUCAAGCUUGACAAUGAGAAGAAGUAUCAAAUAUUGUCAUUUGUUGAGGAGCACAAUCAUGUUUUCGUGUCGCCAGAUAAGAGGCACCUGCUACGAUCCAACCGUCAAGUUAGUGAGAGGGCAAAGAGUACUUUGUUCAACUGUCAUAAAGCUAGCAUUGGCACGUCACAGGCAUUUCGACUUCUCCAAGUCACUGACGGUGGAUUUAAGCAUGUUGGUUGCACGCUGAGGGAUUUGAAGAACUACUACCGUGACCUGAGGACCAAAAUCAAAGAUGCUGAUGCACAUAUGUUUGUGCAUCAACUUGAGCGAAAGAAGGAAGCAAAUCCUGCCUUCUUUUAUGAGUUUAUGGUGGAUAAAGAAGGACGACUUGUGCGUGUCUUCUGGGCAGAUGCCACAUGUAGAAAAAAUUGCAGUGUUUUUGGUGAUGUGCUUUCGGUAGAUUCUACAUAUACUACCAACCAAUAUGAUAUGAAGUUUGUGCCAUUCACUGGGGUCAAUCAUCACUUGCAAAGUGUUUUCCUUGGCGCAGCGUUUCUGGCUGAUGAAAAGAUCGACUCAUAUGUAUGGUUGUUUCAGACCUUUCUUAAGGCUACUGGUGGAGUAGCACCUCAUCUAAUCAUAACAGAUGAAGAUGCGAGCAUGAAGGCUGCUAUUGCUCAGGUUCUACCAAAUACAACUCAUAGACUUUGCAUGUGGCAUAUCAUGGAUAAGGUUCCUGAGAAGGUUGGGCCAGACAUAAAAAAUGAUGAGGACUUCUGGAAAUUAUUAAACGAGUGUGUUUGGGGCUCCGAGAAUUCAGAUGAGUUUGAGUCUAAAUGGAAUUCUAUCAUGACAACGUAUGUGCUCACUGAAAAUGAGUGGUUUUCCACAAAGUUCGCCAGCCGAGAAUCAUGGAUCCCAGCAUACUUUAUGGACAUACCUCUAGCAGGACUUCUUAGGACUACAUCACGAUCGGAAAGUGCAAAUUCUUUCUUUAACCGUUUCAUUCAUCGAAAAUUAUCCUUUGUUGAGUUUUGGCUGAGGUUUUCAACAGCUUUGGAGUGCCAGCGCGAAGAGGAGUUGAUAGCCGACAAUAAAAGUCUUCACUCCAACCGUACAUUGAUGACACCUUGGGUCAUGGAGAAGCAGUGUAGUGUUGUAUAUACUCAUGAAAUUUUCAACAAGUUUCAGGAACAACUAAUGGUUGCAAGAGACCAUUGCAUUAUUCAAGGAAUUUCAGAGAAUGAUGAUAAAAAAAUUGUCACUAUUAGCAGCCAAUCUGGUAAAGAGCGAGUAGUUCAAAUGAACAAAUCAAACUUGUUUGGUAUGUGCUCUUGCAAAUUUUAUGAGUCCUAUGGCAUCCCAUGUCGUCAUAUCAUUCAAGUGCUUAGAGGCGAAAAACAAAAUGAGAUACCACCAAUUUAUUUUAUAAAAAGGUGGGAUAUGAGGUGUAAAAGAGAAGUGACAUUUGAUGAGGAAGGUAACCUACUGGAUGAAAAGGCUAAAGAUCCUGUGGAGGAAGCAAUGGCGAGAAAAAUUUCAGAUUCACGUAACAAGUUUGAAGAGCUAAUCCAGAUGGCCAAGAACUCUGAACAAGGAAUAGAAUUUUUAUAUUCUAGCUUAUCAAACCUUGUACAACCUCUUCAAAAUAUCGUUCCUGCUGCUACAGCCAGUAAACAAGAUGAGUUCGAAUCGUUCCUUGGUGGAAAAAUUCCACAAGAAGUUGAGAUACAUCCACCAAAUGAUAUCAACUCCAGAGGGCGAAGCAAAAGAAUCAAGAAGGGCAAGGAGCAGAAGGCGCCCAGAAAACGGAUGUGUGGAAAAUGCAAGCAAUUAGUGGCUCAUGACGCACGUAAUUGCCCGCUCAAUGGUGUGGAAAAUGCAAGCAAUUAG
Messenger RNA from Miscanthus lutarioriparius, 2427 nucleotides. The record is from the annotation of a GenBank genome assembly. NCBI's taxonomy places the organism in Eukaryota, Viridiplantae, Streptophyta, Magnoliopsida, Poales, Poaceae.